AUGGUUUCACAACAAGCAAAAGAUAAAGUUGAAAAAUUAAUUAAAGAACAUCCAAUUUUUAUUGCUUCUAAAAGUUAUUGUCCUUAUUGUGCUCAAACUAAAAAAACAAUUGAAGGUUUAACAAAAGAUGCUUAUAUUGUAGAAUUAGAUGAAACUAGUGAUGGUGGUGAAAUUCAAGAAGCUUUAGCUGAAUUAACUGGUCAAAAAACUGUUCCAAAUGUUUUCAUUGGUGGUAAACAUAUUGGUGGUAAUUCUGAUGUUCAACAAUUAAAAUCAAAUGAUGAAUUGGAAGAUAAAAUUAAAGCAGCUUUAUAG
Molecule: messenger RNA, 315 nt
Organism: Lodderomyces jiufengensis
Lineage: Eukaryota; Fungi; Ascomycota; Pichiomycetes; Serinales; Debaryomycetaceae
Gene: TTR1
Product: dithiol glutaredoxin
Exons: 1
Coding region: 1-315 (104 amino acids)
Biological process (GO): cellular response to oxidative stress
Cellular component (GO): nucleus; cytoplasm
Molecular function (GO): glutathione disulfide oxidoreductase activity
Source: RefSeq, a predicted model, not a curated record